UCUUGGAGUAAGAACGGGGGGCCAUGGUUGUCGUCGGGUGUCGUCUUCGUCGCAAGCAAAGAGGAAGUCAAGAUCAGACUGAAGUUGGUGAAAAACAGCAGUCGCCGAGUGUGGGUGGCCCGUGCUUCGCUUCUUCGACGCGCCAAGCCGUCGGUCGCACCUUCGGAUUUCUGAAUUUGCUGCGUCCAACUUUGACCUCCCGCGAGCGACGACAACUAUAUCCCGACAACUCCCCAGUCUCCGAUAACCAACAGUCAAAAUGGGUCACGCCGCAGGUCUCAGAGCUGGUACCAGAUACGCCUUCUCGCGCGACUUCAAGAAGAAGGGUUACAUCGCCCUCUCGACCUACCUCAAGCAGUACAAGGUCGGAGAUAUCGUCGAUGUCGUCGCCAACGGUGCCGUCCAGAAGGGUAUGCCCUACAAGGUCUACCACGGAAAGACUGGUGUCGUCUACAACGUGACCAAGUCCGCCGUCGGUGUCAUCCUCUACCGCCAGGUCGGCAACCGUUACAUCGAGAAGCGCAUCAACGUCCGCAUCGAGCACGUCCGUCACUCCCGCUCCCGUGAGGAGUUCUUGACCCGUGUCAAGACCAACGCCGAGAAGAAGCGCCAGGCCAAGACCGACGGCUCCCACGCUUUCCUCAAGCGCCAGCCUGCCAUGCCCAGAGAAGCCCGCACCAUCUCCAUCAAGGAGGCCAAGCCCGAGACUCUGGCUCCUAUCGCCUACGACACUGCCAUCUAAGCGUGGACCAUGAUGAUGAGCAACCCGGGGCCUCUUUUUUUGCUAGCUGUGGGUGGGGAGUUUUUUUAUGGAAUUUACCAAAAAAUGGCAUCGAGUCUUCUGAACACUUCCAUACAAUCAUCCCGGCAAGGAGCAAUGGCAUACCAAUGGUCGUGAUCUGACU
Molecule: messenger RNA, 905 nt
Organism: Aureobasidium pullulans EXF-150
Lineage: Eukaryota; Fungi; Ascomycota; Dothideomycetes; Dothideales; Saccotheciaceae
Exons: 4
Coding region: 260-742 (160 amino acids)
Biological process (GO): translation
Cellular component (GO): ribosome; cytosolic large ribosomal subunit
Molecular function (GO): structural constituent of ribosome
Source: RefSeq, a predicted model, not a curated record